AUGAAAUUCUUCGAGGCCAUUUUCACGGUCAUAUUAAUCGCCGAUAAUGUUAUUGGAUAUUAUGUUGUUGUUCAGGAUCAACCAACAAGACAAAGUUAUGAAGAAAAAUUCCGGGAGUUUCUUGAAGUUAAGUUACGUGAAGUAAUGAAGCAAGGAGAUAUAGUGUUGGGAAUCCCUGUUCUUGAUCCUUUUGUUGGAAAUGAUAAAACUAUUGAGUACAACAGUCAAAACCUUGCGUUAUUUAGUGGAACGGGAAUCUUCUGUAACAACAGUACAUCGAUAGUAUUGAGCCAAGUAAUAUCAGAUGUAUUACCGGAAAUAGUAACUGUUUAUUAUCAUGACAAUAUAACGGCGAUGGCUUCUGAGAAAAUAAUUGAUAUGGCUAAUGAAAAGCUAGAAGGUAUAACUUGGGAAGAUUUACUCCAAUUAAUUGGUUAA
Molecule: messenger RNA, 438 nt
Organism: Cotesia congregata
Lineage: Eukaryota; Metazoa; Arthropoda; Insecta; Hymenoptera; Braconidae
Source: the annotation of a GenBank genome assembly